GCAGGGAUUUCACUGAAUUGAAAGUGAAAGCAAAGGGCCCGCAUAAGAACCCUAAGGAGGGUAUUUCAGGCUCUGUUGGUAGAAACUAGAGCUCCUCCAGGUGCAAGAAAGAGUUUAGUCGCAGUGGACUCUGCCACUUUGUACCCAGCUCUGAAGACUUGGCUGUUGCCAACCGGACCCCAGACCCAUGCUGGCCCUCCAUACCCUCCAGGAGGAACAGGCCAGACUAAAGAUGAGGCUGCAGGAGCUGAGAAGGAAGCUCAGGGACGUCCCCAAAGACAAGGUCCCAUUCCCAGUACCUGAGGUCCCCCUGGUGUUUCGAGGACACAUUCAGCAGGACAGGGAAAUGGCCAAGUCUGUGAUUUCCAAAUUGCAGAUCUCUUACCCUCUGCCUGGAGGUUCUGCGGUGGUCAUUUUUGAUGAUCCCAAUGUGGCUAAGCAGGUGCUGCAGCAAAAGGAGCAUAAGAUCAAUGUGGAAGAGUUCUGGCUGCGGGUACAGGUCCAGCCCUUGGAGCUGCCCAUGCUGACCACCAUCCAGGUGUCCAGCCAGAUGAGUGACCAGAGAGUGCUGGUCAGUGGGUUUCCUGCCGAGCUCAAGCUGAGUGAGGAGGAGCUGCUGGACAAGCUGGAGAUCUUCUUUGGCAAGACCAAGAACGGGGGUGGCGAUGUGGAGAUGCGAGAACUGCUGCAAGGGGGUGUCAUGCUGGGCUUCGCUAAGGAUGGAGUGGCCCAACGCCUGUGCCAGACUGGCCAGUUCACAGUGCCCCUGGGAAAGCAGCAGGUCCCUCUGAGAGCCUCUCCCUAUGUGAGUGGGACGAUCCAGAAGGCCGAGGUCAGGUCCCAGCUGGUACCCCAGGCGGUACUGGUGCUCAACAUUCCCGAUGUCCUGGAUGGCCCGGAGCUGCAAGACAUCCUGGAGGUCCACUUCCAGAAGCCCACCCGUGGGGGCGGGGAGGUGGAAGCCUUGAGAGUCGUACCCCUGGGACAUCGGGGCCUGGCAGUCUUCACGGCCAAAUCGGGCUAGGAGCCUCUCCCCUGCUCAUCACUCCCACUUCUCUGCCAAGCAGGUUGGGUUGGGUGUGUGUAUGAGAGAGACUGUGCCAGUCAACAGUGGCCGGGAUUACAGUUGUGAAACGCUGCCCAAGGACAGUAAAAGUGCCUGCAUCGCA
Camelus dromedarius (Arabian camel) is the source of this 1169-nucleotide messenger RNA. It is a transcript of the gene IFI35, whose product is annotated as interferon induced protein 35. Lineage: Eukaryota; Metazoa; Chordata; Mammalia; Artiodactyla; Camelidae. The record is from RefSeq and is a predicted model, not a curated record. Gene Ontology annotation, cellular component: nucleus. Bases 188 to 1024 code for a protein of 278 amino acids. The transcript is spliced from 7 exons.